Messenger RNA from Sycon ciliatum, 3412 nucleotides. RefSeq lists its product as uncharacterized. The transcript has 9 exons. The record is from RefSeq and is a predicted model, not a curated record. Lineage: Eukaryota; Metazoa; Porifera; Calcarea; Leucosolenida; Sycettidae. Bases 1245 to 2501 code for a protein of 418 amino acids. Gene Ontology annotation, molecular function: nucleic acid binding.
GAUUUCAUGCAGUUCUGUUGCGUUGAGUGUUGCAGUCGUCAAGUAGUUUGUAGGAUAUGCAGUUGGUUGAUGCCAUUUUGCAGAAUUCUCCCCAACUUUACGCUGUGGGUGUGUAGGACGAUUGGAAUAGUUUGCCCGCAUAAUAUUAGUUUCGGCGAAGUGUGCUUUUCAACACCCCGAUCCAGUCCCACUCUGUCAACUCCUGGUCACUUCCGAAACGAGGUACCUUUGUGGUUUGGGAACUUGAGAAGGAGUGAGGCACUAGCCAUGGCGUCCUCGCCCGAACCAGCGCCCGGAAUGGGAGUAUUUGUUGUGGUGAAUGGAGACGAGGACCACUGCAGACCUGAUGGAAUUCGAUGUGGCCGCAGUUAUGUAGUAACGCCGUACAAUACAGUAUGAUGCAGUUCUGCUGUACACUCCAGUGAUACAAUAUGAUGCAGUGUGCUGCUUUGAUACAACACAAUACAGUACAAUGCACUGUGCAGUAAUGCAAUCAUCAUACAUUGGCUAUGUCUCAACUUGUAAGAAGAACUGCAGAGCAGCAGUUACAUAUGCCCACCAUGGCCCUACACAGUCUGGGUCAAUCAAGGUCUUCGUCAAACUAGAAGAACAAUGAUCAACUACUUGUACACUGUGAAUAAUGCCUCGCAUGGCUAUUCAGAACCAAUGUUGCAGUCGGCCCUACACUGCCAGCCUUACUUUACGUGCUUUCUCUCCCGUGAUCCCCAACUUUCUAUGAAUGCUUGAAUGAACUUGCUCAGUCAUGUUGGCAACGAAUGCCGCCCAAACAAUUGUUUUGCAAUCGGUGGACCGGAAUGAAAGGUACUUGUACAACCAGGUGCAACGUAAUGCCAAGGAAGACGGAACCCCACGGCGUCCCACUGAUCCCCCGGAGUAAUUCCAAUUUAAAUAAAUAGCAAAGCGCAUGCCAUGUGCAUGGGCCCAGGGGACUCCCCCGUCACCUCAUCUGCAAAAUCAUCUGCGUGCCCGGCUGAACGUGGCUCAAUUUUAGCCGAUGUGCUCACUGCCUUUCGCGUAAAAUUAUAAUGGACAUCUUGUGCGUCGCUAAUGCCGGAAAAUGUGUUGGUAACACCUGAAGUUGAACACUCCUUUAUGUGAUGUUGGAGCUGUAGGCAAUGGGUAUAUGUACAUUCUGAUAUAAGAAAAAAGAAGAGGAGAAACCAAUGUAUCCCGAACGCCUCUGCAUAUUCACAAUCUAUAUAAUACGAUAACUAACGCUUGCCAUGUAUAAGCGAUUCUUUGGAUCCUUCUUUCAUGAUCGAAUCGGGCACUGUCGAAUUGUGACAAGUUCGAGAUCUUACAGCAAUGAGAAAACAUUUGUGACACUGGAGUUUUCCAGCCCCGGCCACUCUCGUCAGGCAGUUGAACAAUUUGGCAAUUACAAAAUCCAUGGCUGCCAUACGUCGGUUACGUUCUUCAAGAGUCGCAAUGCUCCUGCGGGUCCUGGUGGCCGUGGGCAAUUCAACAAUGGCUUCCGCGGAGGCCGAGGUGGCGGAGGCCGUGGUGGACGGUUCCCAGGCAAUCGGGGUUUCGGUGGCGGAAACCAGGGACAAUGGAAUCACCAGCAGCAGGCGGGUGGUAUGAACCGUCGCGGCCGGAGCUUUGGAGACUUACAGGGUGAACGGAUGCGAGGGAUGUCACCUAACGCCGCAGCACGGUUCAUUGAGCAACGAUUGGCGGAGAAAGAAAAACGGCAGAGUGGGUAUAAAGGAGAAACGGGCGAUUCCUACUCGUCAAGAAACAACGACCGAUCUGCCUCGCGCUCUCGAUCACGGUCUCCAGAUGACGACUAUAACCGCCGCUCCAGCUCGCGGGAGUAUCGCAGGUCUAGCUCGCGUGAUUAUGCUUCCAGAUCAAGAUCCCCUUCCAGAAGCCGCUACUCGCACUCCCUUUCGCCCCGGCGGAAACGUAAGAGCUCCUGGCGCUCAAUGUCUAGGUCAAGGAGCCGUUCCCCUGUACAACGAUCGCCAACACCAGACCAUGUUCUUGACCAAGCUGUGGCUACAGAUGAUGAUAAUGAUCGUCACCGCUCCCGUCAUCAGCACGCUGAUGAUAGCGAGUCGGACAGUGGCAGGAGGCGCCGCAACCGCAAGCACCGCAAACAUCGUCAUACCAAGUCCGAAGCGGCCGACAUCGUAGUGCCGAGUGAAGCAUACAACGUAGAUGAAUACGCUGAGGAAGAGGCUCUCGCUGAGCCACAGCAGGAAAUUUCACCAGAGGAGAUGGUAUUGGAAUUACCCAUGCCCAGUGGGAACUUCCCUACAGUAACGCAGAAGCUUCUUGACGCGAAGCGGGAAGGUCUGGAACAGGAGUUCAAUGCUGACGUCUCCACCAUAGUAUCGGUGACGAAUCUGCUAAUUGGACAAGACAAGUCAUUGCAGAGUGGCCUUCAGGCAGCUGUGAGGGGCUGUAUUCGAGACAUCAGUGAUCGAUAUGUGGAUGAGUUUGAAACCUUCACCAAGGCCAAUGUGCCGGCAUGAGAAAACCCUAGCGGAAAUUUGUUUGUGUCUACACCUACUGAAGACGUUCCUCUGUCAUCGUACGCUAACACCAGCAUCUGCAUGCCACGCUCACACACUGAGCGACCAGUUGGGAAACAGGAGGGUGCGUCCACUUGUCUUACGUCCUGUGGCGUACCGCUUGCAUAGCACCAUACCACUAGGUGUUGGCGUCGGGUGUGCUGCCUUCGGUACAUGCAACAACGUAAUGAGACUACUACGUUGUAAGGAAUCUCGACACAGCUCCUUUGCUAGGAAUCUCGACAGAGCUCCUUAGUUAGGAAUCUCGACAGAGCUCCUUUGUUAGGAAUCUCGACAGAGCUCCUUUGCUAGGAAUCUCGACAGAGCUCCUUUGCUAGGAAUCUCGACAGAGCUCCUUUGCUAGGAAUCUCGACAGAGCUCCUUUGCUCUUAUACAUACUGUAUUAUAGCGUUUUAUUUGUUUAUAUUGCCCCUUUUUUAUUGCAGCCACUUGUAUUUGACUUUGCUUGAGUCUUGAACGGCGUAUUGAAGUCACACGUUAGUGGAGUAACCGUUCGUGUUGCUUUUCUCCCUCUCGCUCUCUCCCCACCUCUGUCUUCCUCUCCCUCGAGGAACCACUCGUGUUGCCCCCCCCCCCCCCCCCACCCCCUCUCUGUGUGUUUGAAUGUGCCCUUCAUGAAAUGCCCGCUAGUUCACUGUGCAUGAACUGGUCCGUUUUUGUUUUGUUUUUCUAAUUAAUUUUCUUCUCUCUGCUGUAUCCUAUACUGGAUGCUUUUCAGUGCUGUAUCCAUGUAUCUACCAUGAUCAUCUACCCUUCAUUAGCCCUUCCUGGCCUGCAGUGCUGGUAUCUUUGUCUUUACUCAACAUGCACAGUCUCUGUCUGUAUUCAUUGCUACUUUGCAAUUUGGUACA